CUGACUGGGUGCGCAUCGUGCCUGGCAUCCCGCAUCUCACUGCGCGUCCUUCCACAGCCUCAACCACUUCCGCCUCAUCUCUCCUCCACUCCACUCUAUUCCUCUACACCGCCGUCACCAUUUACCUACCCAUUUACGACAUGUAUUAGCGAUCCACGAUUUAUACAACGUACAUCAUUUGGUACCCACCUUACCCACCAGACAUCUAGAGACUCCGCAAUGGUCGAGUCCAACGAUGACGCAACCCGGCUCGCUGGUCGACCUACCUCCAUCACGUCCAGCAGAUCUAGACGAUCACAACGAAGUAAAAAUCAUGAAGAGACACCUCUUCUCGCCCGAAGUGAUCGCGAAGACAGUGAUGUAGAGGAUGACGAUGCGAAUCAAGAACUGCCGUCUGCAUCGCGCGCCUCGGCGUUCCUCCAGUCACUCCGGAAUCUCAGGGAUAGAAAGCUCUCGUCGAGCAAGAAGAGAAGAUGGCCAAGUCUUAUUGCACUUUUGGUGCUCUUUAUAGUCCUAGUACUAGUCCUGGUAUUCGGAUUCAUAAUGCCCGCGGCUGUCAAAGAGUAUGCGACCCAAGCCGUUGAUUUCCAACCAACAAGGCUCUCACUAGUCUCCCUCACUGAGACUGGCGUGCGAGUACACGUGGAAGGUGACUUCGUCGUGGACGCUUCCAGGGUUUCAAAAAAGUCAACAAGAGAUUUUGGGAGAUUUGGAACCUGGAUCGCGAGGGAGGUGGAGACUGGAGAGUCAGAGGUCACGGUCUACCUUCCGGAGUACGACAAUAUCCCUGCUGGGAAGGCUAUUAUACCCUCCAUCAAGGUCAACAUCCGUAAUGGACACGUAAAUCACAUCGACUUCCAUACCAUCGUACAGCCUGGCGUUGUCGAUGGCCUGCGAGACGUCGCUAAUGAUUGGCUCGAAGGUCGCCGUGGGGAUAUUAUACUUCUUGGAAAAGCUGAAGUACCUCUGAAAUCUGGAAUCUUCAGCCUCGGUAAACAAACACUAGAACAGCCACUGAAGAUCGAAGGGUCAAAGAUACCGGCUGUCCCGAAUUACGAUAUUGCCAGACUGGACAUUCACGAGAUGAAUAAUACCAGUAACCGAGGGGGCAUGAGCGCGGAUGCAACGAUAAUCAUUGAAAACGACUUCCCGGUCGCCCUUAAUGUGCCUGCUGUAGGAUUUGACGUUAUGGUUGAUGGAUGUACCCCGCUAGAUUCGUACAUCACCGUUGGAAAUGCGUCUACAUCCCACUUGGAUAUAAAGCCGAAUGCAGAUGUCCACGUUUUUGCAUCUGGAGAUGUCCGGGAACUGCCACACGCUCUUACUAAAGACUGUCCAAAUUCCGAUAAAUCACCUCUUGAUCUCUUUCUCACGAACUAUAUUCAUGGCGAAGAUAGCCAGAUCUAUAUCAACUGCUGUACUUUCCCAGAUCCGGAUACUCCAUCAUGGGCAAACGAUAUACUGAAGGACAUCGUCGUUCCUCUGCCCUUCCCUGGCCGAACAUUCGAUCAUCUCCUAAAGAAUUUCUCGUUGGCAGAUGUACAAUUCCAUCUGCCUGAAAUGUGGGCUGAGCCUGGUACGCCAGCUGCACAGCCCAAGAUAUCGGCCAACAUCAUCGCCCUAGUCGGGCUACCGAAGGAGAUGAACUUUCGUUUGGAUGUUGGUCACGUACGUGCCGAUGCCGACAUCUACUACAAACAUAAGAAGAUGGGCAGACUUGACCUCAAUAAAUGGCAACAGGCCCAUUCCAAGAGAGUCGACAACUCGACAGAAGGGCCGGAGCUAGAAAUCACCUCUCAUGUCGACAAAGCACCUCUGGAGAUUCUAGACGAGGAUGCUUUCACAGAGAUCGUUCAGACACUACUUUUCGGGGGAAGGACUCUCUACCUUGAGGUCAAGGCCAGUGUCGAUGUGCAAGUUGAUACCCCUCUUGGCAACAUCACUGUCCAGCAGUUGCCCGCAAAGGGUGUUGUCCCUGUGAAACCGGUAUCCUCGGGUGAUGGUGGCAUGGGAUCUAUUCGCCCACAAGUUGGGAAUCUCGAAAUCAUUGAUACUGAUGAUCGUUCUGUGACGGUCCAAGCCAGAGUUAAUCUCACAAAUCCUACCAACUAUUCCGCCAUCGUCCCAUACGUUAACAUCAACAUUCUUAACAAUGAUACCAUACUUGGCCACGCUAUCGCGGAGAAUAUAACGGUACAUCCUGGCAAUAACACUAAUUUACCUGUAAAAGCCAUAUGGCAGCCUGGCGUCGCCGAGGGUGCAAAGGGUCACAAAAUCGGCAGAGAGUUGAUCUCCCAAUAUCUAUCUGGCUACAAUGUGACCCUCACGCUCCAAACUCACGCCUCCACAAUCCCUGCCCAACCCUUCCUCGGCCGUCUUCUCUCCUUCUUCCCCAUCACUAUCCCCGCCCCGCACCUUCACCAACCUCCUCCCGGUGACGACCCAUCCGAUGACCCUGAUGAAGACUCUCCCAACGACCCACCAAAAUUCAUCCGCCGCACCAUCAUGCAUAUUUUCAGUUCCUCUGCGACAUUCGACCUCCUCUCACCCUUCUCAUCCACCACACUGUACCUCACAUGGUUAAAUGCUACCGCGUUCUACCACGAAGAGCCCGCCGGCAAGAUCCUGUAUGAUGACGAGAUUGAGGUGCCGCCAGGGCUGAGCACAACGCCAAGAUUGCCCGUGAAUUGGGAACUGGGCAGUGUGGGCUUUGAGGCUAUUCGGAAGGCGCUUGGUGGCAGGUUAAGGUUGAAUGCUACAGCUACUGUAGGCGUGAGGAUUGGAGAGUGGGAGCCGAGGGGCGGGUUGUGGUUUGUUGGUAGGGGCAUCGGCGCUGGGGUUCGGCCGUAGUGACGGUGAAGUGGAUCAAGCUCUGCAGUAUGUUUGUGAUUUGGUAGCGCCUUUACACGUGUGGCGUUUGUUGUGGGAUAUAUCUGGGAUUGAGUAGUGAAAAGCCCUCGGAGAUCUUUCAGUCAGGGAGGUUGGAUAGGUAUCUACACCUGUUCAUGCCGUUCGUAUCGUGUAUUGAGCAACUCACAGCUAUCUGGGCUCGUUUAUGUAUACUUGUAAACGAUAGAUGGUCGCAAUUGUUCAUUGACGUAGAAAAGAGUAUUAGAUGUAGCUGUAGAAGCAUUGCUACAGAAAUGAAAUAUGCUAAUACCAUAUGGCAUAUGAGAUCCCACGUCUACGGCAUUGUAUCAAGUUGCAUGUUUAUGCUAUGGGGAGAUAAACAUCUGAAAAGGAGCAAUUUAUGGCGUGUGAAGCUACAAUUUUGCCACAUAGAGUUUAGCGUGAUUAUCACACGCUAGUCUGCAUUAGUAAAUACUG
Pseudovirgaria hyperparasitica is the source of this 3327-nucleotide messenger RNA. RefSeq lists its product as uncharacterized. The record is from RefSeq and is a predicted model, not a curated record. Bases 220 to 2850 code for a protein of 876 amino acids. NCBI's taxonomy places the organism in Eukaryota, Fungi, Ascomycota, Dothideomycetes, Acrospermales, Acrospermaceae. Gene Ontology annotation, cellular component: fungal-type vacuole membrane. The transcript has 3 exons.